Molecule: messenger RNA, 1221 nt
Organism: Colletotrichum higginsianum IMI 349063
Lineage: Eukaryota; Fungi; Ascomycota; Sordariomycetes; Glomerellales; Glomerellaceae
Product: F-box domain protein
Exons: 1
Coding region: 1-1221 (406 amino acids)
Source: RefSeq, a predicted model, not a curated record
AUGGCGUCGCUGCUCAACCUUCCCCUCGAGAUCACGCAUCAAAUUCUUUCCGAACUUGCAGGCCUCAGUCCAGAGCCAGGACUGGAUGUGUUUCUGUCGCAAGACGAGCCCCAACUGUUCGACGCCGAUCGUCUGAACCUAGGACUCUCGUCGAUGGCAAAGCUCUGCCGGACAUGCCAUCAACUCCGAGAAUCAGUCGAACCGCAACUCAACCGCUUUAUUUAUAUUCCAAACGCGGAUGCUAAACAUCUACUUUCGAUUCUCAGAAAGUGGAAUGCCCGGCCCCAUUGUGCCGAGUAUACACGAUACCUCGCGAUCAGAGCAAAGCAGCCCAGGAGUUCGGCAGCACUGGAGAACAUCGCUGACCCGGACCUCGUUCUCGUCUCGAAUCUCGUGAAACAACUCAACCUUCAACUGCGAAGCGACUGGUAUGAAUUCUCUUGGCGCGUGGAUAUCCUCAUUGAAUUGGUCAUGUUCAUGGCUAGAAACCUACGAUGGAUAGAUGUUUCGUUCACGCCCAAGAAAGGAAUCUAUCGAGGUUCAUUUGACUGGCUUCGUGGGGUAGACGGAAGCGCCAUGAGCAUUCGGUUCGACCAUCUACGGCAUCUCAAACUCUUUCAAUCGGGCAGUCUCACCAUGGAUGAAAUUCAACCCCUCAUCGACCGCGCCCCGAAUCUCGAAAACCUCUACCUGGAUACUGUUCAGUUUACCAAUCACAAAAGCAGACUUCCGACGAGCCUCACUGGCCUCUGUCUCACUGGCUGCUCGAUUACACCGGCCAUCUUCGAGUCUGUGACCACGGACAUGGACAAGCUCUGUCACCUCAGAUACGACAAGACAUCCCUUCGACAGCAAAGUCCAAUGAUGAGAGCCUUUGCAAAGCACGGCACAACAUUGAAAAGCCUUCUUGUCUACUUUCAUUUAGACCCGCGGCUUGAAGUUGAUCUGCCGCUGGACACGUUCAAAAGUCUCGAGUCGCUCACUACUGACUUGCGAAGCUUUGGUCAAGGGGGUGGCUCGCAGCUUAUGAGGCUGCUCCCAUGCUCCCUGCGAGAGUUGCGCGUGGUCUCUUUUGGGGGCCUUCAGAAGCAUCAACUAUGUUCUUUUGCUGAUGAGCUGAGUGACCGAGAGAAACGGCUAUCUAGACACUUGGCUGUCUACAUAGAUGGCGCCGAAGGGAUGUUUGAUUACCAGCGUCUUCGCCGAGACAUGACAGGUUGA